AUGCUUUCCAAAGUUACUUCCCUAUUUUUCUUGAGCACUAUCCUUGGCUCUGUCUUGGCGGCUCCGAUGCCAAUGGCGACUUUGAGCCAUGACGACCUGGUCAAGCAUCCCGAAUGCGAGGCUAUCUGUGUGCUUGGGUGUAUGUUCAACCCCGCUUGCAUUCUUGCCUGCACCCCUAUCUGUGCUGGAACCGCGGUCGGUGGUGGAGAUGAUGAUGUGAUUGACAUGGACGCUGUGAAUGGGGUUAUUGCUAGCUUCACCGACGCUCCGGCCUGA
This is a messenger RNA of Pyrenophora tritici-repentis Pt-1C-BFP, 276 nucleotides long. The record is from RefSeq and is a predicted model, not a curated record. NCBI's taxonomy places the organism in Eukaryota, Fungi, Ascomycota, Dothideomycetes, Pleosporales, Pleosporaceae.